UGUUUUAGUUUGAAGAGACUCAUCAAAUAAAAAUAAACUCGCACUAUUGUUUCAAGCAUAUCCCCAGGGUGCUACUGUCUUGUGCGUCCCACUGCUUAGUGGUCCUGAAAUUAUAUAAUAUUUAUGCACACGCAUGCACGUACACAACACAUGCUUCUGAGGAGCCGUGCUCGAAUUCUUGUCUCAGGCCAAAAAUAAUGACUCGAAUUCCUGUCCGCCGAAUAUGAGGAUGUUUACUUUGAGUCUAUGUUUCACGAAGUUGGAUGGUGAAUGACAAGACAGAGAAAGAGAGGCAUUUUCAUUUUCCUUGUUUGAAAGAAGAAGGACGCCAUGGAGUUCUGGAAACUCUUCGUCACCGCGUUAAUGCCAGUCCUGAAGGUGCUCUUUCUCACUGCUGUUGGCACAAUUCUGGCACUGGAUCGAUUUGGUAUACUGAAGAAGGAUGCUAGGAUGCAUCUCAACACUAUGGUAUUUUUUGUCUUCAUUCCUGCUCUUGCUCUUAGCAACCUGGCUGAAGCCAUAACAUUUAAGAGCCUAGUAAUGCUGUGGUUCAUGCCAUUAAAUAUUCUGCUGACUUUUAUCAUCGGGUCUGCACUCGGAUGGUUACUUAUUAAAAUAACAAGAGCUCCUCGUCAUUUACAUGGGCUCGUGCUUGGAUGCUGUUCAGCAGCAGGAAAUUUGGGAAACAUGCCUCUUAUCAUCGUUCCGGCUGUAUGCAAAGAAAGAAGCAGACCUUUUGGAGAUAAGGAUGCCUGUAACAGAAAUGGACUGGCAUAUGCUUCUCUAUCCAUGGCACUAGGAAACAUUUUCAUAUGGACUUAUGUAUACAACCUUGUCCGUAUAUCUUCAUGCAAGAAUUCCAAAGCAAAUGACGUUGACGAUUCCCCAAUGAAUCUGGUAUCUUUGCCUGAAACCGGUCAAGAGAACACUUCAACCUGUCCAGUUGGACCAUUGGUCUCUGCAGAGAAUGUGUCGCAGGCAAAUGACUUUGCCAGUGGACUUGAAAUCGAGAUUGCAAGGCCUGACGGAGUAGCAAAGGUAACCAAGCAGGCAAAAGUAAGGAAGCUAUUAAAAAAAUCAGCAGAAAAGAUCAACCUGAAGGCUUUGUUAACUCCUGCAACAAUUGGAUCGAUUAUUGGCUUAAUAAUCGGUGCAAUCCCUCAAUUGCAAAAGAUAUUAGUUGGUGAAAAUGCUCCUCUUCACGUAAUUGAAGACUCUAUAUCCAUGCUGGGCGAUGCGGCCAUUCCAGCUAUGACCUUGUUAGUUGGGGCAAAUCUCCUAAAUGGUUUGAAAGGAUCAAGCAUGCAAUUUCCAAUUAUUAUAGGGAUCAUCAUUGUUAGAUAUCUUGCCUUGCCAGCCUUUGGUGUUGGCAUUCUUAAAGGUGCAAUCCACAUAGGCUUGAUCCACCAUGAUCCAUUAUAUAAAUUUCUUUUACUCCUUCAAUAUGCUCUUCCACCUGCAGUAAGCAUAAGUACAAUUACUCAGUUAUUUGGGGCUGGUGUCGGGGAAUGCUCAGUUGUAAUGCUAGCAACUUAUGUCUGUGCCUCUGCUUCGCUUACUCUAUGGUCCACAUUCUUCAUGUGGCUUGUGCUAUAGCGGUUUUCUUGCCAACCUCAAAGCAAAGCAUGUUACAGUCUCAAAAGAUCUCAAAAUAGGAAAAGGAAAAGGCUGAGGAAGCAUCGCAAACACUGCUGAGCUAUGCUAGCAAAGAACUACAUUACUCUGUAGUGGAAUCAAUGAUUACACCAAAAUGUUUUCCAUUAUCAUGACAUUUCAGAUGCUGUGAAUUACUCUUUUGGAUACUUA
Messenger RNA from Prosopis cineraria, 1806 nucleotides. Its product is annotated as protein PIN-LIKES 3-like. The transcript is spliced from 10 exons. NCBI's taxonomy places the organism in Eukaryota, Viridiplantae, Streptophyta, Magnoliopsida, Fabales, Fabaceae. The record is from RefSeq and is a predicted model, not a curated record. Gene Ontology annotation, cellular component: membrane. Bases 331 to 1596 code for a protein of 421 amino acids. Gene Ontology annotation, biological process: endoplasmic reticulum to cytosol auxin transport.